Messenger RNA from Bufo gargarizans (Asiatic toad), 721 nucleotides. It is a transcript of the gene TRIAP1, whose product is annotated as TP53 regulated inhibitor of apoptosis 1. The record is from RefSeq and is a predicted model, not a curated record. The coding region runs from base 114 to 350 and encodes 78 amino acids. Lineage: Eukaryota; Metazoa; Chordata; Amphibia; Anura; Bufonidae. The transcript is spliced from 2 exons.
UCUAUGUUCGUUCUGUGCCUUGCCCUGGAAUGAGAUGGCGUCCUGACCUCGGUGUAGAUGUCUGUCGGGAAUAGUACAAGUGCUACUUGUUCGGUGCGGGUUGUCCUGACGUUAUGAACAGCGUGGGGGAGGAAUGCACCGAAAUGAAGCGCGAAUAUGAUCAGUGCUUCAACCGGUGGUUCGCGGAGAAGUUUCUCAAAGGGGAGGGCAGCGGGGACCCGUGUAACAAGCUGUUCCUGCGCUACCGGCAUUGUGUUCAGAAAGCCAUUAAGGACAAGGAGAUCCCGGUGGACGGAAUAGAGUUCAUGGGACCGAGCAAGGACAAAGCAGAGUCUAACGAGGGCUCGUGACAGACAGCGGGGCCCUGAUAGUGGCCCCGGCCUCGCACUGCUGCGGACUGGCUUAUACCCCUGACACCAGGCAUGUGAUGUGGGGGAUCUGGGGCCCCCUUUGUUAUACCUGCCCUUGAAGGUCCCCUGGUUUGUUUGGUCUGAAGGGGUUCCAGGCUUCUCAAUGUCAGGGCAGGAUGCGCUAGGUGUUUCUUCAGCUUCUGGAACGUUCCUCCCUGUAUAGAACAAUAAAUGCCUUCUAUAUCUCUAGAAUUGCUUUCACUGGGCCCAUCAAGAAUACAUCAAUGCUGUUUUAAUUAGUUUUUCCAAUAAAAAACACAGGUUUUCAGCAGAGAAUCUGUAUUUGAGAACCUGGAACCGUUCCAAAAACA